GGACUAAUCCUUUGGCAACUAGAGUUGAAAUGGGUACCUCGAGACAUCUGGGGCAGUGGCCUCAGCUGGUUUAUGCUUUAGCCUUUUGCAUUAUAGCUACUAGUGUAGUAGCUGAUAAGCCUUACAUUUAUGCUUCACCUCCUCCACCAGAGCAUUCUCCUCCACCGCCUUAUUACUAUGAGUCACCACCUCCACCAUUGAAAUCUUCACCACCUCCCCCUAUCUACUACCAUAAGUCUCCCCCACCACGAUCUCCAUCACCACCUCCUCCAUAUAUUUACAAGUCUCCACCUCCUCCAUCUCCUUCUCCUCCACCACCUUAUGUCUAUAAAUCACCAUCUCCUCCACCACCUUACAUUUAUAAAUCACCACCACCACCUCCACGAUAUGUUUACAAGUCCCCACCUCCUUAUGUUUACAAAUCACCACCACCACCACCAUCUUCACCUCCUCCGCCUUAUGUUUACAAAUCUCCUCCUCCACCAUCUCCAUCACCUCCCCCUCCAUAUGUCUACAAAUCCCCACCACCUCCAUCUCCAUCUCCACCUCCUCCAUACAUCUAUAAGUCUCCACCACCACCCCCACCAUCCCCUCCUCCUUACAUUUACAAAUCACCACCACCACCAUCUCCAUCACCACCUCCUCCCUAUGUUUAUAAAUCUCCACCACCACCAUCACUCUCACCUCCUCCUCCUUAUGUCUAUAAAUCACCACCACCACCAUCUCCAUCACCUCCUCCUCCAUAUAUUUACAAGUCACCACCACCACCAUCUCCAUCUCCUCCACCUCCAUAUGUUUACAAGUCACCACCACCACCACCACCAUCUCCAUCACCUCCUCCACCCUACAUUUACAAGUCACCACCUCCUCCAUCUCCAUCACCACCUCCUCCCUAUAUUUAUAAAUCUCCACCACCCUCACCACCUCCUCCUUAUGUCUAUAAAUCUCCACCACCACCUUCACCUUCACCAUCCUCUCUUCCUCCUUAUGUUUACAAAUCGCCACCACCACCAUCUCCAUCACCCCCUCCAUCUUACAUUUACAAGUCACCACCUCCUCCCUCUGUCUAUAAAUCUCCACCACCACCGUCACCCUCACCUCCUCCUCCUUAUAUUUACAAAUCACCACCACCACCAUCUCCAUCCCCUCCUCCUCCAUAUGCUUACAAGUCACCACCUCCCCCAUCUCCAUCCCCACCUCCUCCCUAUGUUUAUAAAUCUCCACCACCACCCUCACCCUCACCCUCACCUCCUCCUCCUUAUAUUUACAAAUCACCACCACCUUCAUCCCCAUCACCUCCUCCUCCAUAUGUUUACAAGUCACCACCACCACCAUCUCCAUCCACUCCUCCUCCAUAUGUUUACAAGUCACCACCUCCCCCAUCACCAUCCCCACCUCCUCCCUAUGUCUAUAAAUCUCCACCACCACCCUCACCCUCACCUCCUCCUCCAUAUGUUUACAAAUCAACACCACCUCCAUCCCCAUCACCUCCUCCUCCAUCUCCUUAUGUCUAUAAAUCGCCACCUCCACCAUCUCCAUCUCCACCACCUCCAUAUGUCUACAAGUCCCCUCCUCCACCAUCACCAUCACCUCCUUCUCCAUACAUCUAUAAAUCUCCACCACCACCCUCACCAUCACCACCUCCUCCUUACAUUUAUAAAUCACCACCACCACCAUCUCCCUUAUCUCCUCCACCAUAUGUCUACAAGUCCCCACCUCCACCACCACCAUCACCUCCUCCUCCAUACAUCUAUAAAUCUCCACCACCACCCUCAUCAUCACCACCUCCUCCUUACAUUUAUAAAUCACCACCCCCACCAUCUCCCUCACCUCCUCCUCCUUAUGUCUACAAGUCCCCUCCUCCUCCAUCACCAUCACCACCUCCUCCCUACAUCUAUAAAUCUCCACCACCACCCUCACCUUCACCACCUCCUUACAUUUAUAAAUCACCACCCCCACCAUCACCAUCACCUCCUCCUCCAUAUGUUUAUAAGUCAACACCACCACCAUCUCCAUCACCUCCUCCUCCUUACGUCUAUAAGUCACCACCUCCUCCAUCUCCUUCACCCCCACCUCCUUACGUCUACAAAUCACCACCGCCACCAUCACCUUCACCUCCUCCUCCUUACGUUUACAAAUCCCCUCCUCCACCAUCUCCAUCACCUCCUCCUCCUUAUGUCUAUAAAUCCCCACCUCCACCGUCUCCUUCACCCCCACCUCCUUACGUCUACAAAUCACCACCUCCACCAUCACCUUCACCUCCUCCUCCUUACGUCUACAAAUCCCCUCCCCUACCAUCUCCAUCUCCUCCUCCUCCUCCUUAUAUCUAUAAGUCACCACCUCCUCCGUCUCCUUCACCUCCACCUCCUUAUGUCUACAAAUCACCACCGCCACCAUCACCUUCACCUCCUCCUCCUUACGUUUACAAAUCCCCUCCUCCUCCUUAUGUCUAUAAAUCCCCACCUCCACCGUCUCCUUCACCCCCACCUCCUUACGUCUACAAAUCACCACCUCCACCAUCACCUUCACCUCCUCCUCCUUACAUCUACAAAUCCCCUCCCCCACCAUCUCCAUCUCCUCCUCCUCCUCCUUAUAUCUAUAAGUCACCACCUCCUCCGUCUCCUUCACCUCCACCUCCUUAUGUCUACAAAUCAUCAUCACCACCACCAUCACCUUCACCUCCUCCUCCUUAUAUUUACAAAUCCCCUCCUCCACCAUCCCUAUCACCUCCUCCUCCUUAUGUCUAUAAAUCUCCACCUCCACCAUCUCCAUCUCCACCUCCUCCUUAUGUCUACAAGUCCCCUCCUCCUCCAUCGCCAUCACCUCCUCCUCCCUACAUUUAUAAAUCUCCACCACCACCCUCACCAUCACCACCUCCUCCUUACAUUUAUAAAUCACCACCACCACCAUCUCCAUCUCCACCUCCUCCUUAUGUCUACAAGUCCCCUCCUCCUCCAUCGCCAUCACCUCCUCCUCCCUACAUUUAUAAAUCUCCACCACCACCCUCACCAUCACCACCUCCUCCAUAUCUUUACAAGUCACCACCACCACCAUCUCCAUCGCCUCCUCCUUCUUACAUUUACAAGUCACCACCUCCCCCAUCUCCAUCACCUCCUCCUCCAUAUGUUUACAAGUCACCACCACCACCCUCUCCAUCUCCUCCUCCUCCUCCUCCUUACAUUUACAAGUCACCACCUCCCCCAUCUCCAUCCCCACCUCCUCCCUAUGUUUACAAGUCACCUCCUCCUCCAUCUCCUUCACCUCCUUCUCCUUAUGUCUAUAAGUCACCACCUCCUCCAUCUCCUUCACCCCCACCUCCUUAUGUCUACAAAUCACCACCCCCACCUUCACCUUCACCUCCCCCUCCCUACAUUUAUAAAUCUCCACCACCUCCGUCUCCAUCACCUCCUCCUCCCUAUGUCUACAAGUCACCACCUCCUCCAUCUCCUUCACCACCACCUCCUUACGUCUACAAGUCUCCACCUCCACCAUCUCCUUCACCACCCACUCCAUACUAUUACAGCUCUCCUCCACCCCCAUAUCAUCUCUAGUCACUUCCUCCAAACCUCCAUGAGUCAGCACAUUCACCAGCUUAGUCUCCACCGCUGCCUCACUAGGUUAUUACUAUAAAUGAUUCUCGCCUCCAAAAGGCUAUUUAUUUUAAAUGCACCUAUUAAAUUAUCAGUUUGAAUUGUUCCAAGAAUAAUCACUUUCUUUUGGAUUGUAUGCAUGGUAAUUUCUUUUUUUAGAAUUGUAGCUUUUAUGAAGUGUCCUUAUGUACAAUAAAGACAUGAAAUAGAUAUCCUAUGUGAUCUAUAUGUAAGAAGCACUGAUUAUAUUAUGUCAUGUAACCAAUGUAAGUCAGGAAUUCAUGUUCUUAAAUAUGUUCUAUGUAUUGUGGCUAUUUUACGUGACUACAAGUUAUUGUUACUAUACUACAAAGGAUAUCUAAACAUUCUUGUUCUUUUUU
This is a messenger RNA of Quercus robur (English oak), 3970 nucleotides long. RefSeq names its product extensin-2-like. The transcript has 2 exons. Lineage: Eukaryota; Viridiplantae; Streptophyta; Magnoliopsida; Fagales; Fagaceae. Gene Ontology annotation, molecular function: structural constituent of cell wall. Gene Ontology annotation, biological process: plant-type cell wall organization. The record is from RefSeq and is a predicted model, not a curated record. Bases 30 to 3551 code for a protein of 1173 amino acids.